AAGAAAAUGGCUGUAUUGUUUGUUAAUUAGUGAAGAACAUGAAUUGAGUAGGCCUCUUGCUGCAUGCUGAUAGGAGUUUCCAUGGUAAAAAACCUUUCCGAUCUUCAUACUAGAAGACCAUGCAAUCAUCUUGGAUAAGGGAGGCCUCAAAAGCUUGCUGUCUCGGUUGUUGUCCGAAUUGUUUUCCUGUUUUUCCCAAAUCUCAGGCUGCAACUUCAGGGAUUCCAAGCACCGCAGCGGUGACAUUACGGUACGAGUUCGAGGUUAGCACGGUUUCUUCUCUGUACCCACAUUUCAAAUUCACGAAUCACGAAUCACUUCCUUCGUUCGAGGAAUCACUUUCUUAUUUCAACAAAGUGUACCCUCAAUACUCCCAGACGGACGAGGCUGACAAAAUCCGAGCUCUAGAAUACCAUCAUCUUUCCAUCUCCAACUAUGUUUGCCUUGACUAUGUUGGCCAUUGCCUGUUCUCAUAUUCUCAGCUUGAAAAUCAAUGUCCAGGGUCUCCUGUUACUUCUUCAUCACCUCCAUUGCACUCACUUACCUUAGAAUCUGUGUUUUUUAACAUUUCCCACAUGUCGGUAAACUUAAAUUCUCAGCUAAAAUAUGGUAGUGAAGAGUCAGAAUUUCAAUGUCAUAUCAGGAAAAGGAUCAUGGCAUUCAUGAACAUCUCAGAAACUGAUUACAACAUGGUUUUCACUGCAAAUCAUUCCGCUGCUUUCAAGCUAAUUGCAGAGUUUUAUCCAUUUCUAUCCAGUCGAAAUCUUUUGACAGUUUACGACCAUCAAAGCGAGGCCGUGGAGGUGAUGAUCGAGAGCUCGAAGAAGAGAGGAGCCAAUGUCAUGUCGGCUAGUUUCUCGUGGCCUAAUCUACAAAUAUAUACGGAAAAUUUGAGAAAGAAGAUGGUUAGUAAAAGCAAGCGCAAGAAGAAAGGACUUUUCGUUUUUCCACUCCAAUCAAGGGUAACAGGGUCGAGAUAUUCAUAUUUAUGGAUGAGCCUGGCUCGGGAGAAUAGGUGGCAUGUGUUGCUUGAUGCGUCUGCAUUGGGAGCUAAAGACAUGGACACCUUGGGGCUUUCUCUCUUUAAUCCUGACUUUCUAAUUUGCUCAUUCUUCAAGGUUUUCGGAGAAAAUCCAUCUGGAUUCUGUUGCUUGUUUGUCAAGAAAUCCAGUGCUUUGGUUCUGAAGGACUCAGCCACCAGCACGAAUGUGGGGAUAGUGAAUCUUGUCCCGGCACCAUGGCCAACUCGAGUCCUCGAAAAGCCGGCUAUAAUUUCCGGCUCCAAAACCGAACCAGUGGAUGAAUUUCCAGUUCAAGCUUCAUUCUCGGGCCCCUUAUCUGAAACCGGUGGUGAAGUACAUAAUCCUGAAGGAACCAAAGCAAAGAAAAAGACAGUAUCGUUUUCUGAAAUUGAAGAAGUGAUAGAUGCAUCCUUUGAAUCUGGUAGCACCAGCACUACCCAUCAUAUCAAAAACCGGAAACCCGAAUGCAGAAGCUUGGAUCAUGCAGAUUCAUUAGGCAUGAUGAAAAUCAAGAUCAGGACAAGGAACCUGAUCAACUGGUUGGUGAAUGCACUGAUGAGCCUUCAACAUCCACAUUCAGAAACUGGAGUUUCUGCUGUUAGAAUCUACGGGCCAAAAGUAGACUUCGACCGAGGGCCCGCCGUUGCAUUUAACGUGUUCGAUUGGAAAGGAGAGAAGAUCGAUCCUGCAUUGGUGCAGAAGCUGGCUGAUAGAAACAACAUUUCUUUAAGCGUUGGGAUUUUGCAGCACAUUUGGUUCUCGGAUAAGCAUGAAGAAGAGAAGGUGAAGGCAUCGGAGACGGUGCAGAGCAAGAAAAGCGAUGAGCUUGAUCGUGGGGUGUCUGUCGUCACUGCUGCGGUUGGGUUCUUGACGAAUUUCGGAGACGUUUAUAAGGUUUGGACAUUUGUUUCCAGGUUCCUGGAUGCUGAUUUUUUGGAGAAAGAGACCCGGAGAUACAAAGCUAUUAAUCAGGAAACAGUUGAAAUUUAGAGACUCCAAUCAUCAGUUAAUGAAUGCGAACAAAAAGAUUGAAGUUUAUCAUCAACCUGAAAAGAUCGACAUAAAAGCAAAGACAAUAC
This is a messenger RNA of Hibiscus syriacus, 2101 nucleotides long. RefSeq names its product molybdenum cofactor sulfurase-like. The record is from RefSeq and is a predicted model, not a curated record. Bases 120 to 2012 code for a protein of 630 amino acids. The transcript has a single exon. Lineage: Eukaryota; Viridiplantae; Streptophyta; Magnoliopsida; Malvales; Malvaceae.